AUGCUUUCUCUACUUUUUGCUUUUAUGGUUGUCACUGCAUUCGAAAACGCAAGCUCGUCUUCUUGGGAUAUGGUUGAAGUGCUACUUGCAAGUGACUUAAAAUCAAAUAGCUCUCAGCACAGUGCAGCUCUGGACGAUUUCCAGGAGCUGUUUGAUGAAUUUGCCGAUACCCACAGGCUGCAUUACAACAAGAGGAAUUUUCGUGUGCUAGAAACUUACAACACCGAUGGUUUCCAAGUGGCAAAAUAUGGGCUGCGAAACACCAACUGUGAAGAGUUCCGGCAAUUCCUCAGCGGUAUCAAAGCUCAGAAGUACCACCUACAGUAUGCCGCAGUCAGAUGCGGGCCAAUGACUUUCUCCUACUGCAUGGCGUUCUUGUGUCCUCCAUUCGAAUUCCACAUGCGAGGUGGAGCAGGAGCUGUGCUGCCGACAGUUAGACCAAUAUGA
Cylicocyclus nassatus is the source of this 447-nucleotide messenger RNA. Lineage: Eukaryota; Metazoa; Nematoda; Chromadorea; Rhabditida; Strongylidae. The record is from the annotation of a GenBank genome assembly.